Molecule: messenger RNA, 1612 nt
Organism: Achroia grisella
Lineage: Eukaryota; Metazoa; Arthropoda; Insecta; Lepidoptera; Pyralidae
Gene: Snr1
Product: SWI/SNF-related matrix-associated actin-dependent regulator of chromatin subfamily B member 1-A
Exons: 8
Coding region: 203-1405 (400 amino acids)
Biological process (GO): chromatin remodeling; regulation of transcription by RNA polymerase II
Cellular component (GO): nuclear chromosome; nucleus
Molecular function (GO): transcription coregulator activity
Source: RefSeq, a predicted model, not a curated record
CGCCACCUUCGCUAUGUCUCUGUGAUCUGUACACAACCAAUCAUUUUUGUUUGACAAAUAUUUCUAAAUAAUUUCCUAUUUUUAAUACUAUUAAAUAUAAAUAGUUAGAAUAUGAAUAAUUAAGAUUUUAUUGGUGAAUUUCUUGACUUUUUUACACUAUAAUAUUUGUAUACUAUAAAAUAUAGAAAGUAAUUACGUCAAAAUGGCUCUCAGAACUUACGGCGAUAAGCCGAUUAGUUUUCAAAUAGAAGAAGGAGGUGAUUUUUACUGUGUGGGAUCAGAGGUGGGUAAUUACCUACGUCUGUUCCGUGGGUCUCUUUACAAAAAGUACCCUGGCAUGGCCAGGAGGACACUCACAAAUGAGGAAAGGAAAAGGCUAAUUGACAAUGGACUUGGUCCUCAUGUGUUGUCCAGCUCUGUGUCAUUGUUAAAAGCGUCGGAAGUUGAAGAUAUUAUAGAAGGAAAUGAUGACAAAUAUAAAGCAGUAUCAGUAAGUCAAGAGUUAGCUACACCCAGAGAGAGUAAAAGUAAGAAACCACACAAUCCAUCAUGGCUGCCUGUAAUGCCGAACUCCUCUCAUUUAGAUGCUGUUCCUCAAGCGACACCUAUUAGCCGAUCUAGGGUGCAUAAUAAAAAGGUCCGUACAUUCCCACUUUGUUUCGAUGAUACGGACAUGACAGCGAUGUUGGAGAAUGCUUCGCAAAAGCAGGUGCUUGUACCAAUCCGUCUUGAUAUGGAGAUAGAAGGUCAAAAAUUGAGGGACACAUUUACUUGGAAUAAAAAUGAGUCAAUAAUCACACCGGAACAAUUCGCUGAAGUGCUAUGCGAUGAUCUUGAACUCAACACAAGUACGUUCAUUCCUGCCAUAGCGUCGUCCAUCCGUCAGCAAAUAGAUGCAUUCCCGAGCGAACCUCCGGCUAUAUUGGAGGAACAGACUGACCAGAGAGUGGUCAUCAAACUAAACAUACAUGUUGGGAAUACUUCUCUUGUUGAUCAGGUGGAAUGGGAUAUGUCAGAAAAAGAGAAUAAUCCAGAACAGUUUGCUAUGAAGUUGUGUGCGGAACUGGGUUUGGGCGGCGAGUUCGUCACAGGCAUCGCAUACAGCGUCCGCGGACAGCUCGGCUGGCACCAACGGACGUACGCCUUUAGCGAAGCACCAUUGCCCGUUGUUGAGACACCAUACCGCCAGCCGUCAGAGGCCGAGCAAUGGGCGCCUCACCUGGAGACUCUCACCAACGCGGAAAUGGAGAAGAAGAUUCGAGACCAGGAUAGAAACACGAGACGCAUGCGUCGUCUUGCAAACACUACGCCCGAUGUGUCGAUGAGUCGCGCUGUGAAUCGGCUGAUCCGUGCUGACGAAGCCAUGUUCCAAACGACGCCAGAAAAGAGGAGGAAAAAGAUAUAAUCACCCAACGCCAUGUUUUUACUGGCCGAUGAAAGUCCGUAGCAAGUUCUAACUAGUUAUAAACAUUUUAUUGUAAUAUUAAUAUGUUCAAUAAGUUUGAUUUUUAUAUGUAUAAUUACCGGAACGGCAAACAAAUCGACUAAUAGUGAGUUGUAACCGUCGCCUAUAUACAUGAAUAUCACUUCAUGAAGUGGUCUUGUAAGAACC